UCUCGCAAGCCAGUCUGAGCGGAUAACGAAAGCGAACGGAGAAACAGAUCGAAUAGAACGGCCGAGCAACACACGGCAUAUAGCCUACUUCAACACACGGGAUAUAGCCUACUUCAGGGGUUGAUAGAAGAUUGUUUGCAUCGACCGUCCAACUAUUUGGAAGAUUUUAUCAUCACCGUCUGGGUAUAAAAGGAGAACACUGAAAGUGAAGUGUUUAAAGAGCCGAUGGCCUGGGAGAAGAAGAUAUCAUUAGGGGGGAGGGGAGGGGGUGUUCCGUUGGUUGUGUUACAUUGAUGUUAAAUUAUUGUUACAAAGUGUGCCCAUGUCUUUGAUAGCCAAAACUCAAGAGUAUUUUCAAUUGACUUUAACUUGUCAAAGAGAGAUGGCUUAUAGAAUCAAUAAAAUAGAAUAUAAACAAUGUUUUCUAGAAGAUCAUGCUUUGUGUUUUGUAUGCUUAGCCUAUUAACAACAUCCCUAAAUUGCCUCAGUAGAAACCACCAAUCUCUGUAUCAGAAGAAGAAAAUGAAAUGUAUCCAAUUACUGUCUGUGUAGAAUGUUGCCCAAUGGAUCCUGAAUGUUCAUGAUCAAAGUGUGUGUGGUAGAACUGCACUUUGCACUUCAAAGUGUGUGUGGUAGAACUGCACCCCCCCCCCCCCCAUACACACACUGCACCCCCCCCCCCCCCCCAUACACACACUGUACACAACCCUCAUUUACCCAAACAACUACUUCUCAUUCUGUGAAUGUUCAAAAUACACUGCUUCACCUUGAGGGCUCAUAUGGUAUGUUGGGAAAUUAAAUUUCCUCAAUGCGACCUUGUAGAAGGAGCUUUGAUUAUAGAGGCUGUAGUGUGAGCUGGUCCGUAAGGACAAGGAACCUGCCUUCCUUACUAUAAUGACCUUUAAAAGACCUGAGAGCUGGGAGGAGAACAGUAUUUCAUUCUGUUGGCUGUAGCUGGCUGGCUGUCUCUAGUGGUUUGGUUUUUAAUACCGUACUUCUAUCAGAAUAGCUAAAGACUGAAGGACAACCACAGAACCAAUAGUAUUCUCACCUUCGACUGCUGUAGCUUUAGGCAGGUGUGUAGGAAAACCCCAAACCCUUUACUGAUCUGUGUGUGUGUAUGUGUGUGUGUGUGUGUGUGUGUGUGUGUCAGAGCCAGGAUGUCCAGUGAGGUGCAGCCCAGCUCAAGGCCGGACGACAGUCCCAACACCAGUGGGGGAAGCUGGGAUGUGGAGCAGAGAGAGGUGGCCCCUCCGGUUCAGGAGCAGGGUCAGGAGAGGGAUCAGACAACGCCCAAGAAGAAAGAGGCCAAGAUAUCCAGCAAGACUGCUGCCAAGCUCUCCACCAGCGCCAAGAGGAUUCAGAAGGAGCUCGCUGAGAUAACCUUGGACCCGCCACCUAACUGCAGUGCUGGUCCGAAAGGAGACAACAUCUAUGAGUGGAGAUCCACCAUCCUGGGGCCACCAGGCUCUGUGUACGAGGGAGGGGUCUUCUUCCUAGAUAUCGCCUUUACACCAGACUACCCCUUCAAACCACCCAAGGUGACGUUCCGUACCAGGAUCUACCACUGUAACAUCAACAGUCAGGGUGUGAUCUGUCUGGACAUCCUGAAGGACAACUGGAGCCCCGCCCUCACCAUCUCCAAGGUGCUGCUGUCCAUCUGCUCCCUGCUCACUGACUGCAACCCUGCUGACCCUCUGGUAGGAAGCAUCGCCACCCAGUACACAACCAACAGACCAGAGCACGACAGGAUAGCCAAACAGUGGACCAAGAGAUACGCCACAUAGUCUGACAGCAAGGACCUCCACUGUCCCCCUCCCAGACCCACCGCCACCACCCAAAAUCUGUGGAGCACACCGACCCCUCAGCCCUCCGCCCCUAGCCUGGCCCCAGAUCUGGUUGUGUUGUAUAGCCAACUCCUAUAGUCAUCGCAUGCCAAACAAUGAAUUAUUGGUGUGUUUGGUAUGACAAUGAUGAAUUACAUUGACAUUUAAGUCAUUUAGCAGACGCUCUUAUCCAGAGCGACUUACAGUUAGACCAAUAGUAUUUGGCUAUACAGCACAAACAGAUUUGGGACCAAGCUACUUGCCCCCCACUCUGAGCCCCAAAUCUGUGGAAGCACACCCACCUGACCUGAUCCCCCCCCCCCCCCCCCCCCCCUUCCUCAUCACAGAUGGCACCUUCAUUGGGGAGUACGGACUCAUAGUAAUGGCUGGAACUGAGUGAAUGGUAUCAAACACAUGGCACACCCAACCCUCCUCUGACAACAUGAACUGUUAUUUGUCCCAUGCAGACACUUGAUCACUUCUUUUUUUUUAUACAAAGAGUAUAUUGGGAAUUUCUUUCCAAUACACCGAAUGUUGAUAUGGUCAUGAAAGCUUUAAUACUGUUAUUCUUGUUGUUGUUCGUAUUAUUACAUCAUUUAUUGCUUUUUUUAUAUGCAUUAUCAUGAGUUUUUUUAAUACUAGACCCUUUAUGUGAUUGAUAAAAAAUGUAUUCUAUUCUAGUGCAUUCUAGUCCAUGCAUUCUAGAGCCCAUGCAUUAAAGACUCCAUGCAUUCUAGAGCCCAUGCAUUAAAGACUCCAUGCAUUCUAGAGCCCAUGCAUUAGACUCCAUGCAGUCUAGAGCCCAUGCAUUAAAGACUCCAUGCAUUCUAGAGCCCAUGCAUUAAAGACUCCAUGCAUUCUAGAGCCCAUGCAUUAAAGACUCCAUGCAUUCUAGAGCCCAUGCAUUAAAGACUCCAUGCAUUCUAGAGCCCAUGCAUUAAAGACUCCAUGCAUUCUAGAGCCCAUGCAUUAAAGACUCCAUGCAUUCUAGAGCCCAUGCAUUAAAGACUCCAUGCAUUCUAGAGCCCAUGCAUUAAAGACUCCAUGCAUUCUAGAGCCCAUGCAUUAAAGACUCCAUGCAUUCUAGAGCCCACGCAUUAAAGACUCCAUGCAUUCUAGAGCCCAUUCAUUAAAGACUCCAUGCAUUCUAGAGCCCAUGCAUUAAAGACUCCAUGCAUUCUAGAGCCCAUGCAUUAAAGACUCCAUGCAUUCUAAAGCCCAUGCAUUCUAGAGCCCAUGCAUUCUAAAGCCCAUGCAUUCUAGAGCCCAUGCAUUCUAAAGCCCAUGCAUUCUAGAGCCCAUGCAUUCUAAAGCCCAUGCAUUCUAGAGCCCAUGCAUUCUAAAGCCCAUGCAUUCUAGAGCCCAUGCAUUCUAUUAAGUGUUGUUUAAGAGGCCAGCUUCAAUUUAAGCCUGUCUGCAGAAUUAGUGUCUACAAAUGCAGAGUGGACUUUAUUCUAUGAUUAAUCAUUUGAUGUUAUUUUUCUGCCCCAAGAAGUUAUUGACAUGACAGUAAGGCUGUCUGGAUCUGUGUGUAGCUGGUCUUACUGCUCACCUCCUGUGGUGCUAGCCAGCUGGCAGUUGUUUGCUGUACAUUUGCCUUGUGAGAAUACAUACUUAUUGAAUACUUAAUUAAACACUGGUUGUAAUGUUAA
Molecule: messenger RNA, 3478 nt
Organism: Oncorhynchus kisutch (coho salmon)
Lineage: Eukaryota; Metazoa; Chordata; Actinopteri; Salmoniformes; Salmonidae
Product: ubiquitin-conjugating enzyme E2 E2-like
Exons: 6
Coding region: 1161-1787 (208 amino acids)
Source: RefSeq, a predicted model, not a curated record